AUGAAUCACGAUACUUUCUCCUCCCUGAAAUUUCGGCGGACUUCAAGCAAGCUUCACAAAGAUUCCCCCAGCUUUACCUCUCGCAUCCUCAAGAGCCAGCAGUCCAAUACCACGUCCUUGAAACGACACCCCUCCGCCCCCGUCUAUCCUCGUUCCAAUAGCAGCCCCGGUCGAGACCACCACACUCGCACCCGCUCCAACGCCUACGGGUCCUCCUCGUCUUCCUCCCUCGACCAGCACAGCGCCGGUCCCUCGCCGGUCCCCUCCAGCAACGACUUGGCCCACGCGCCCACCCAUCACGCCGCCGCCUCCCAACAACAACCAUCCCGUCCUCUCCACUCCGGUCGCUUCUCCCUGCAGACCCCCAGUUCCGAUGAAUUGACCAGUUCCCCCUUCGACUCCCGUGGCAUGCUCACCGCGUUGGAUGAGAACAGCACCGAAUUCGAUCGUCCCGCCUCGUCCACCCGUCCGCCGCUCCCCCCCUCCCUGACCACUACCGACACCCGGGGGCUCCGUCAAUCUGCCAGCUUUACCGCCCUACACAACCGGAUGGACGCCUUCGUCCACCGCAACGAUCAGGACCGUUCCACCCCCCCCACUAACCGGUACUCCGAUGAGGCCGGGGGGCCCAGGACCGGGCGGAGCAAGAAGGCCAGCUUCUCCAGCUUCGUCAACAGCAUGCUCGGCUCGCCCAGAGGCAUUAAGAUCUCCGCCCCCGAGAAUCCCGUCCAUGUCACCCACGUCGGCUAUGACAAUCGGACCGGCCAGUUCACGGGCUUGCCCAAGGAGUGGCAGCGUCUGCUGCAGGAGAGCGGCAUCUCCAAGAAGGAGCAGGAGGAACAUCCCCAGACCAUGGUCGACAUCAUGCGCUUCUACGAGAAGAAUGCCCGGGGCGAUGACGAGGUCUGGCACAAGUUCGACCACGCCUACCCUCAGCAUCAGGUCGUCACGAGCCCCGCCCAGUCCGACACCGUCGGCGCCGCCGCCUACGCCGCCGCCACCGCGGGCCAGCAGCGGACCUCGCCGCCCACGAGCCCCCGGUUCCCCCAGAAUCACGAGGGCAGCUUCGAGAACCCCCGGGCCCCGCCACCGAUCCCCCGCGGCGGCGGCGGCGGCUCUCCGCCCACCGUGCCCGCGAUGUCCCCUCCGGUCGGGGGCUUAGUCCCCAACCGGGCGCCCCCCAAACCCCCGACGGCGACCACCAUGACGCCUGCCCGAGCGGCCCCGCAGCCGCCCACCGCUGCGCCGCAGAUGUCGGCCACGAUGACCCGACCGCCCGACGCGUAUCCCGCUCCCUUCAACGCCCCGGCCAUCCCCAUGAUCCCCGAGACGGAGCCCCUGACGUCCGAGCCGCCGCGCGCCCGGUCGCCGCCCCCGACGACCACCCCCACCGCCACCGGUGCGCCGUACGGGCCGCCGCCCGUGGUGGCCACUCCGACCCAAUACCAGCAGCAGCAGGAGCAUGCCAUGGCCGCGGCUCAGCAGGCGCUGGCCAGCAAGCAGCUCGAUCGGAGUCGCAGCCAGCGCCAACAGGCGCCCGCGCGGCCGGAUCAGAAGCCGGCGGUCGCCGAAGACCCCGCCGUGCAGGCCGCGCAGCGCGCGCCCGCCGCCCGGCCUCGGCAACGGCCCCGCCAGAGCACCGCCAUGGACGUGCGCGCCCGCCUCAACUCCAUCUGUACCCCGGGCGACCCGACCAAGCUGUACCGCAACCUGAACAAGAUCGGCCAGGGCGCCUCGGGCGGCGUCUACACCGCUUACACCCACGGCGCCCACGACUGCGUGGCCAUCAAGCAGAUGAACCUCGACCUGCAACCGAAGAAGGAGCUCAUCAUCAACGAGAUCCUCGUCAUGAAGGAUAGCAAGCACAAGAACAUUGUCAACUUCCUGGACAGCUAUCUCCACGGGUUGGAUCUCUGGGUCGUGAUGGAGUACAUGGAGGGCGGCAGUCUGACGGAUGUCGUCACCUUUAACAUCAUGAGUGAAGCCCAGAUCGCCGUGGUCUGUCGAGAAACCCUCAAUGGCUUGCAACACCUGCAUUCAAAAGGUGUCAUCCACCGCGACAUCAAAUCCGAUAACAUUCUCCUUUCGAUGGAUGGCAAUAUUAAGCUGACCGACUUUGGCUUCUGCGCCCAGAUCAACGACUCGCAGAACAAGCGCAACACCAUGGUCGGCACCCCGUACUGGAUGGCCCCCGAGGUCGUCACGCGCAAGGAGUACGGCCGCAAGGUGGACAUCUGGAGUCUGGGGAUCAUGGCGAUCGAGAUGAUCGAGGGCGAGCCGCCGUAUCUCACCGAGUCGCCGCUGCGGGCGCUGUACCUGAUCGCCACCAACGGCACCCCGACCAUCAAGGAUGAGCACCAGCUGUCGCCGGUCUUCCGCGAUUUCCUGCACCUGGCGCUCAAGGUCGAUCCGGAGAAGCGCGCGUCGGCCCAUGAUUUGCUUAAGCACCCGUUCAUGUCCCUGUGUGCGCCACUGUCGCAUCUGUCCCCGCUCGUGAAAGCCGCCCGGGUCAGCCGGGCCCAGGAAAAAGCCCAGAAGGGUGGACACUGA
This is a messenger RNA of Aspergillus candidus, 2550 nucleotides long. It is a transcript of the gene pakA, whose product is annotated as mitogen-activated protein kinase kinase kinase kinase STE20. Lineage: Eukaryota; Fungi; Ascomycota; Eurotiomycetes; Eurotiales; Aspergillaceae. Gene Ontology annotation, molecular function: ATP binding; protein serine/threonine kinase activity. Bases 1 to 2550 code for a protein of 849 amino acids. Gene Ontology annotation, cellular component: cytoplasm. The transcript has 4 exons. The record is from RefSeq and is a predicted model, not a curated record. Gene Ontology annotation, biological process: intracellular signal transduction; protein phosphorylation; regulation of MAPK cascade.